GAAAAAUGUACAACGUAAAGCUACAUGCAGCGGUCGCAUGAACAGCCUUACUAAACUGGAAACAUAUUAAAAAGCAUCUGCGGAAUCACACAACAAAUAAGCAGUCGCCGAUGACAAGGGAAGCAUUGAUACCCCUGAAAGCGUGAUUUGACAGAGGAGUGCUCUCGCUAUGGAAGAGAUGUCGGGUGAAAGUGUGGUGAGCACGGCAGUGCCGGCAGCUACAACACGAACCACAUCAUUUAAGGGGUCAAGCCCAAGCUCGAAGUAUGUCAAGCUAAAUGUUGGUGGUGCUCUUUAUUACACCACCAUGCAGACCUUAACCAAACAAGAUACAAUGUUAAAAGCAAUGUUCAGUGGAAGAAUGGAGGUGCUCACAGAUAGUGAAGGCUGGAUCCUCAUAGAUCGCUGUGGGAAACACUUUGGAACAAUUCUCAAUUACCUAAGAGAUGGCGCAGUGCCCCUACCAGAAAGCCGUCGAGAGAUAGAGGAGUUGCUUGCGGAAGCCAAAUACUACCUUGUCCAAGGCCUGGCAGAUGAAUGUCAAGCAGCGCUACAGAAUAAAGAUGCAUAUGAGCCUUGCUGCAAAGUUCCUGUUAUUACAUCCUCCAAGGAAGAACAAAGGCUGAUUGCCACUUCAAACAAGCCUGCUGUAAAACUGCUAUACAACAGAAGCAACAAUAAAUAUUCUUACACUAGCAACUCAGAUGACAAUAUGCUGAAGAACAUUGAACUAUUUGACAAGCUUUCCCUACGAUUCAAUGGUAGAGUACUUUUCAUCAAAGAUGUCUUAGGAGAUGAAAUCUGCUGUUGGUCCUUUUAUGGACAAGGUCGCAAAAUUGCAGAAGUCUGCUGUACAUCCAUUGUUUAUGCCACAGAAAAGAAGCAGACCAAGGUUGAGUUCCCAGAAGCACGCAUAUAUGAGGAGACCCUGAAUAUCCUGCUGUAUGAAGCUCAGGAUGGGCGAGGACCUGACAAUGCCUUACUGGAGGCCACGGGGGGUGCUGCUGGACGGUCACAUCAUCUGGAUGAAGAUGAAGAGAGAGAACGCAUUGAACGCGUGAGGAGAAUUCAUGUGAAACGGCCUGAUGACAGAACACACCACCACCAGUGAGGCCACAGUGGACAUUGCAUCUACCACUGUGAUUCACUUUAGCUCCUAAUAUUUAUCAUUUUGGUGGGGAAAGGGGAAAUGAAGACUGCACAUCUUGCAGAUUUGGGAAGGUAGAAAGCUAUCAACUUUGUUUCUGUAGUUACUUCUGUUACAGAAAUGUACUUUUGAGUGCUCUUAAAAGUAUUCAAGACUUUCAAGUAGCAUUCGUCAUCUGUACUUUUGCAGCAAGUUUAGGGAGCAGUUUGAGGAGAGAGGUUGAAGGUAGUAUAUUUUUAUGCUAAAUGUUGUGCCUUUGGAAAGUCUUGUAUUUAGUAAUCUAAAUCAGAGUGAAGAGUCUAUUUUAUAUUUCUAUAAAUACCCUAAAGGCGUAAAGUGCAAGGAGAAAGCAUUUGCUGUUUAAAGGGAGAAAUUGUAAUGUGUUGGAUUUUGAAAUAAGCCUUAAAUAUUUUGCAUUUGAGAAACAAGUGAUUGUUUUGUCUUUGAGUACUUUAUAUUACUAAUUUUGUUUUAUAUGGAUUCAUUUCAAGUGUGCUGAGAUGCCUGUCCACUUUUUAUGUAGCAAUGAAGUAAUGUAUGAAAAGGGGGUUAGGCAUUGGCAGACUGCAGUUUGGACCCAAGAAUGUGCUUAUGUAGUUGAGCAUGUGUUGUAUACAAAAGGUUUUUGUCUGAGUUUGUAAAUCCAGCACUAGUUGUAUCAUCCGUCUUUCACCUCCCCCAGUGUCAACACUGGUGGAGAAUGCUAUUUCAUUCUUUAAAAGAUGGAAUGUUUUGUGUGUGUACCCUGCACAAAGAUUGUGGGGAAGUGGUAACUGUUGUAUUGUAUGUUAGUUUUCAGUCCCUCACCCAAUAAUAUUUUUCCCCUAUUUAUUGGCAGCUUUUGUGUGAUGCCUUAGUGUUUUCUGUAUGGGCCUCUUCUCUUUAGAUUAAAAAAAUAAAAAAUACAUAAAUCUAGUUAAAUGAUGGUCAACAAAGUGAGUCUUUGCCCAGUCCCUAUUAUUUCAAGAAGAUCAGUGUCUCAGCUUUUAGAAUACUACGUAGACAGACAAAGCAAAAUGUAUGUUUAAAGAGUUAGAUUCGGGAACCUGUUCUGCUGUCACACAUUGCUAUUCUGUGACCAGUAUUCAUUUUUAUACUGUUAUUUAUACACAUAAUAUAGUCUCAAAUUUCAGAUUAGGGGUUGAUUUAGAGAAGUUCCUUUGAUGGUAGUCUAUUAUCAACAGCCCCAGUCCCAUGCUUUUAUAUUUAUUUAAACAAGGUGUACAGAACAAUGUUCCUGUUUUUUGCCAGUUUUAACACUUCAGUAAUAAAAUAAAUCUAACUUUAUAGUAAUCGUGUACUGUAUAGCCUGAAGUAUUUAGUUUAUCAACAAGUAAUGCACUUGCAAGGCAGCUGAUUUCUCUUAGUUUUAAUGUUUUGUCCCUUUUAGCCUUCUGCGGUCUUCUACAGAACAAAUUUAGCAUAUUGACAGUGUUGCAAACCUGGAGUGCAAAUCCCUGGAAGCAUCCAUUUAUAGUCAUGUCUAUUGCUCACAUUGUUUCCUUGAAUUUUGAGUCUGAUUAUGAAAUUUGAUUUCAUCAAUUGUAUAUUUUUUUUAAUCUAAAUGAUUAUAAAUUGGGACCAGCAAUAUUUCUGUUAAAUUGAAACACAUUGAAAUAUUGUUAGUUUUCAUUCCAGUUCAAUGCAAAUUAAAACAAAUAACUCUUCUGAUUUGACAUUUCAUUGUAAGCUGUAAUAUACUAAGCCUGUGGAAUGAAUGAUAAAUUCCUUAGGAAGUUUGCUUCUGUUGAAUGAGAUGAAUAUAUCUGUAGUAAUGUGGAGUAUUUUUUUGUUUUUAAAUUGCAGCUUAGCGCCUUACAUCAUUAACAUGGAAAUUAAGUAAAUUACUAAAAAGAUAUUUAAGACAAAGCUAUUUUCACUGUCGACAUAGCCUGAGUACAACUAUUAAAAUCCUGAGUAUGGAAAGAGUUAUCUUGUUGGGAAAAGUGAACACAAAUGCAGAAGAUGUGGAAGGUGAAUAUUCACAUAAUUAUUGUUGUAAAUUAAUUAAUUUAAACUGACACCAGGAUUGUAUCUUUUAAGCAAAUAAUUUAUCAAAUUUAGUACAUUGGCCUUCAUUAUCUGUAUAAAUUGACACUUUUUCAUAAUCAUGCUUUGGUUCAUGUCAGACAGGUUGCAAGCAAUCUUUUAGUAGCAUUUUAAAAUAAAGUUUAUUAUUCAGUGGCUGUAGCAACACUAGUCAGAUAACAGCAUGGCUGACAAGGAAAAGGGGUUCUCUCUGUUGGUCUGGAGUAAGUAGGUUCAAGGAUUGGAGAGCACUAGAGACAUGUCUGCAGCCUGCAGGAAAAAGAACAGUUCAAGGAUAUCUAGCAAGGAUAACUUGAGUAUGUGGCAGUGUCUCCAUAUUUAAUGGUGUAACAAAAAACAAACAAAAGUAAUGUAUGUUGUGCUGCAAUAACACUGUAUUAACAAACAUUAGUAUCAAAUACUGUAUUUCAUUCCAGCUUAUCCAAAUGGAACAUGUUUGUAUUUUAUUAUGUACAAGUCUGUAUUUUUUACAAUCAUAAAAAUGUCACUUUAUAUAGCUAUGCACAAAGAAAAUCUUAACUAUAUUUAUAAUUGUGUCUAUUUCAUGUAUCUUUGAUCAUAUAGUAUGACAUUAAACUCAAUUUUGUUUAAUAUU
Messenger RNA from Polypterus senegalus (gray bichir), 3791 nucleotides. It is a transcript of the gene kctd10, whose product is annotated as potassium channel tetramerization domain containing 10. Gene Ontology annotation, cellular component: Cul3-RING ubiquitin ligase complex. Gene Ontology annotation, biological process: proteasome-mediated ubiquitin-dependent protein catabolic process; negative regulation of Rho protein signal transduction; protein homooligomerization. Bases 170 to 1111 code for a protein of 313 amino acids. The record is from RefSeq and is a predicted model, not a curated record. Lineage: Eukaryota; Metazoa; Chordata; Cladistia; Polypteriformes; Polypteridae. The transcript is spliced from 7 exons. Gene Ontology annotation, molecular function: protein binding; ubiquitin-protein transferase activity.